CGGCGAGAAAUUAAUGGAGAUAGGAAUGGCACUCAAAUUACCAAAAUUACAAAUGAUAGGAAAAACAAUUGACAAUAUUGAAAAGGAAAUCGAGGGCAAAUUAUGUGACCUUCAUCCUUGUUCAGAAUGGACGAAGUGGUUCGGUUGCACGGCUCGAGUUGGUCAGUUUGGUUCAAAGUUAAGGACACGGCGUUGCAGCGUGAAUAUGACAUCUUGUGAGAUAGACUCUAACAGCAGAACAGAGAAAGAGUUUGGAAUUUGUAUCAUGGAAAAGACUUGUCCUAAAGGGUAUAAUAUUACAAAAAACGGGUUUUGUAUGAAGUUUUAUGCUGACACCGAGGUGAAAAAAGAUGCCGCAGAGCAACAAUGUCAGAAAGAUGGUGGUCAUCUGGUAAAUAUCGACUCGGAAAUGAAGUUGUUUGAAGAUGUUAGUAGUCUUCUUACAGGCUUCAGUACUAACAUAGGAAUCUGGAUAGAUGGACAUCGUAAAGAUGCAAGUUCUCCCUGGGAGUACACAUAUGGAUCUCAAAAAACAUUCUUCAAGUGGUACCCGAGUGAGCCAGGCAACGGAUCAAAUGACCUUUGUUUGGUUAUUGCUUUGUACAGGUAUAAUGUUACAAAGAACGGGUUUUGCAUUAAGUUGUAUGCUGACAAACAAGUGAAACGAGAUGCUGCAGAAAAACAAUGUCAGAAAGAUGGUGGUCAUCUGGUAAAUAUCGACUCGGAAAUGAAAUUAGAGGAUGUUAGUAGUCUUCUUACAGGAAUCGGUUCCUACAUUUGGAUUGACGGACAUCGUAAAGAUGUUAGUUCUCCAUGGGAGUACACUUAUGGAUCCACAAAAGGAUUUUUCAAGUGGUACUCGAAUCAGCCAACCAACAGAUCAAAUGAUCUUUGUUUAGAAGUUAAGUUGCGUAGUGACGGCGUUAAAUGGUAA
Ruditapes philippinarum (Manila clam) is the source of this 934-nucleotide messenger RNA. RefSeq lists its product as uncharacterized. Gene Ontology annotation, molecular function: signaling receptor activity. Lineage: Eukaryota; Metazoa; Mollusca; Bivalvia; Venerida; Veneridae. Bases 14 to 934 code for a protein of 306 amino acids. The transcript has 2 exons. The record is from RefSeq and is a predicted model, not a curated record.